AUGGUCCCUGUACAGUCUUUCACAGGUGGGCUGCUGGGCACAGGUGGGGCUGCUGGUCACAGGUGGGGCUGCUGGUCACAGGUGGGGCUGCUGGUCACAGGUGGGGCUGCUGGUCACAGGUGGGGCUGCUGGUCACAGGUGGGGCUGCUGGUCACAGGUGGGGCUGCUGGUCACAGGUGGGGCUGCUGGUCACAGGUGGGGUUGCUGGUGCUGGUGCUGGCGGCUGGCGCUGGUGCUGGUUCCUGGUGCUGGCAGCUGGCACUGGGGCUGGUUCCUGAUGCUGGCGGCUGGCGCUGGGGCUGGUUCCUGGUGCUGGCGGCUGGCGCUGGUGCUGGUUCCUGGUGCUGGCGGCUGGCACUGGGGCUGGUUCCUGGUGCUGGCGGCCGGCGCUGGGGCUGGUUCCUGGUGCUGGCGACUGGCGCUGGGGCUGGUUCCUGGUGCUGGCGGCUGGCGCUGGGGCUGGUUCCUGGUGCUGGCGGCUGGCGCUGGGGCUGGUUCCUGGUGCUGGCGGCUGGCGCUGGGGCUGGUUCCUGGUGCUGGCGGCUGGCGCUGGGGCUGGUUCCUGGUGCUGGCGGCUGGCGCUGGUGCUGGUUCCUGGUGCUGGCGGCUGGCGCUGCGACCGCCGGUGCGACGGGCGAGGUGCAAGGUGGCGCUGGCUGCAGUCGAUGGCGCAAACGCGAUCGCGGGCCGCUGGCGACUUCGCUGGCGACUUCGCUGGCGGGUCGCUGGCGGCGGGUCCGCUGGCGUUCGCCAUAG
Closterium sp. Naga37s-1 is the source of this 756-nucleotide messenger RNA. NCBI's taxonomy places the organism in Eukaryota, Viridiplantae, Streptophyta, Zygnematophyceae, Desmidiales, Closteriaceae. The record is from the annotation of a GenBank genome assembly.